Messenger RNA from Nakaseomyces glabratus, 2874 nucleotides. It is a transcript of the gene GPB1, whose product is annotated as Gpb1p. Gene Ontology annotation, biological process: regulation of cell shape. Gene Ontology annotation, cellular component: cell cortex of cell tip. Lineage: Eukaryota; Fungi; Ascomycota; Saccharomycetes; Saccharomycetales; Saccharomycetaceae. Gene Ontology annotation, molecular function: protein binding. The record is from RefSeq and is a predicted model, not a curated record.
AUGGAAGGAAUAGUGAACGAUGGGUCUGUUAACAUAAACAGCAACCAUGAAAAACCCACUUUAAUAUCUGUUCCUGGAAGCAUAAGUAAAUUUAUGAAAUCCGAUAGUCCUUCUAGAUAUGAAACGUUUGAACCGUUAAGUUUUGCAACGAACUAUGUUUCAAUAUUUGCAGAACCAUUGGAAAAGAAUAAUAACGACAAGAUAUGUUUGGAGAAUGAAAAACUAUUGAAAUGUUAUUACGAAUACAGGAGCGCUUUCUCAAACAUAAUGAACCAUACAGUCAAUAGUGCAACUAAUAGUUAUACUAACUUGAGCUCAAUGAAUGACAUACAAUUUAAUCCAGAUCAGCAUAGACACGGCUCAAUUACAAGUUCUAUUGAGACAUCUAUCCUACAAAAUGAAAGGCAAAGUAUAUAUAAAGUAUUAAAUGAUUUCCUCAUUCAUAAAGAGCAUAAGCUAAACCCGUCCAUAUUGCAAAAAAUCAUGAAGAUGGACAGAAGUCAAUUCUAUCGUGAUUCACCAUUUCGACCACACUUCGAUAAUAAUGAUAAUAAAUCAGAUAAGAACAUGGAGAACCUUAACAAUGAAGCUGGUGACAACAACGAUACUUAUUUCAACUCUACUAAACCAUAUCUGCUGUAUUAUAAAAAACCGUUGAGUGUCAAAUUUAGAGAUUCGGAGGUUAUACAUAGGCACAAUCUCUGGAUGCCUGUUGUAAAGCGGAAAUAUCAUUACAUAUUGAAACCUGAAAAACUGCAACAAACUUUAGAUUAUAGAGAACCUAGCGAAGAAGCAGCAGCUAUCUACCGAGACUACUUCACUUCAAAGGCUUGUCCUUUAUUCAUAAAAGGAUUGGACUUUGUACCGAAGAAUUACGAUACAUACUCUGGUACUUCUAUUGUACCAUCGAUUUUUGCUGACUAUAAAAUGCCGGGCCUAGUGUACCAUUGUUCAGUACACUUGAAUAAUAACAUAUAUAUUAUUGGUGGUUUAACAGCAUGCUAUAGGUUUGAUGAAGAAGCUCCGGACCUUUCUGACUUCUAUGUUGAUCCCAUCAAAAACCUCCCUCCUCCUCUAUUAUCCAAACUAAUCAACAAUCCAAGUCUGAUAUCGAAUCCAUUUCUAUAUGUAUAUUCGACAUUGCAAAGUAGGUUCGGUAAGCCAGAUUUUUCCGGUAAUGCCCCACCUCCUUUAAUUUGUGCAAAAGGAUCGAUUAUAAAUGAUAGGUAUAUUUUUUACUAUGGUGGUUUUGAGAUUAAGACAGAAACGAAGAAGGAUGAAAAUGGCAAGUAUUACUUGAAGAAAAGAGCGUUCGUUAACAAUUUGGGGUAUAUCUUAGACACAGAGACAUUAAAGUUUUCAAAAGUUGAAGUCAUCAACCCAGGACAAGGAUCUGAGAGGAAUAACAAAUUUUAUCCCAGAUUUGGCCAUAUUCAAUUGUCUGCAAAUAUCGACCUGACUAACAAUUCUGUCACAUCGAGUUCAGAGAAUGUUUCAGUACUUUCUUCUAGACGCACCUCUUCGCAUCAAUUGUACUACGGAAGUCAUCACCACUACAAGACCAAUCAUGGCAACGGUCAAAACAAUAUCCGGCAACCUGAAGAAUUAUCUUCUAUUGCGAAAAAGAUGCCUCACAGUCUGGGUUCCGACUCAAAAGUUACUAACGACUCAGAGACAAAGAUACAUAACAAGACCAAUUUGUCUCCAUACAAGUCAAUACAUUCUAUAUUUGUGUUCGGUGGCUACACACAGACUGAGGACGACCAGUACAAGGCUCUUGACGAUAUGUGGCGUAUAGAUCUCCCGGUGGAGAUUAGAGGUAAAAGAGGAUUCAUCAAAUUUGCCUCAAAGGCUGAGCUCAUCAAUCUGCCAAAGAAAGAAGUCUGGCCAUCUGCUCGAGCAUUUUCAGCUUUCACCAUAUCUGAAGUGUUCCCCCCUAUAAAAGAGUCCCUAGAGUCGAAUUUAUUGAAGCGCUUAGAAGAGCAAUACUCUAUUGAUACAAAGAAUCUAACAGGCAACACAUCCAACUUGUUUGGCACCACAGUUGGUGUUAAAUCGGACCUUGGAGAAGCAUACCACGAUCUGGGACCCAGUAUACAUAGUCAAUUUAGCAGUCACAUUAGCUUAAACAGCCUGAACAAGCCUAGUCAGCAAGGUUCGGCCGUUAAUCUCGGUGCUCCCACAGAACACAGCAAUGUAAUUUCUAACUCGAUGACGGCAUUUGAGACCCGGAUGCAGAUUCUGUACAACAGUAAAGGCAUUAACAUAAUCAUGCAUGGUGGAUCUGACCACGAUGAGAUAUACGGUGAUCUUUGGAUGUUUGAUAUCAAGAACGAGGUGUGGUCAAGAUCGAAUCUCUUUGCUAAGGAGAUCAAGGACAAGCCCCGCCAUGAAUGCCAAGGUGACAUCAGCUUGGCAGCGCCAGACGAGCCCCGUACGAUUGUUGAGGAAGUACCCGUUGACUUGAAGCUGACUGGGCACGACAUGGCCUAUGAGGGCCACAUGCUUGUGCUUCUCGGUGGUAUCACGCAGACGGAUCUGCCAUCUAUGUACCACGACGGGCCUAUCGACGCAGACAGUGAGCCACGCCCGCUGCUGGGACAAAACACCGUCAACAUCUUCGACAUGGAGACAAGCACCCUGCAGGGCUACAAGAUCAGAAAGAACGCCCAGGGCCACUACGAGUACAUUUACGAGCAGGACAAGCCCAAGAAAUCACACUCAGUGAUGACCACCGCGGGCGCUACUGUCCACAUAAAUGGCAGUCUCUUCGUGGUGGGCGGAAUCCUCGCACUGCGCUCCAACCUGAAGGACUUAAAACUACGUGCCACUGUCCUCCAGUUCGUAAUACCACCUAUAAGUCUGUCUUACUAG